CGCCGCUCAAGUUCAACGCGAGACGGGGACCCGUUGGAAACACAACUUCCAAGACCACGUGGGGUGACUCAAAAGUACACGGCCUAAACUUGACGUGCAUAGUUUCGGAUUCUCGUAUCUGGAAGGGCGAACGCGGAUGCCGCCCAAGAUACAUGCUCGAGUUGCACACAGUUCGGAAUUGAAUUCAGGCUUUCUUCUCGGCAAGAAUGGCGUACUGGAGGUGGGCUUUGUUGCCGCUGUGCUUGUGCGUCGCGGGGUUGGCCGGCAGUAACAGGCAGAACCGACGGCAGCUUCUGGAGGCGAUUCGACGAGGCGGCAGCGGAGUCUUCCACGUGACCGACGCAGAGAUGCGGAUGUCCCUGGCGUCCACUCUGGUUCACGACUCGGCCCGGGCAAAUGCCAGGGGGGCAAUCCUGGUGCUCGUGCCUUCCGAGGUCGUUGCGCAGCAGUACGCGGACUACUUCAAGGGCACCAGCCCCCUGCUGGUGGGAACGUCCCUGGACAGCCUCUCCAGUUUGUCUCUGCGGAACAGAAACGUGACGCUGACAACCGCGAGUGCGCUAUCCCACGCCCUGCACGUGCACGACCUGGAGCUCGGGGAGCUGGUGCUCGUAAUUGCCGACGACGCCUCGGACCUGACCCGCAACCAGUUCAGCGAGCCGGCCCUUCGAGUGCCCGCGUCCGGAAGUCGGUCCUCCCCGCGAGUGGUCGCGUUCAGCAGGGCGAGGGACACCAGCCUUCGUCAGCAGGGAAUUGCCAUGGCACAACAUUUACUGGGUCUGGACCCGGCGGCCAAGGGGCUCCCCUUCCCGAGACGUCUGGUCGUCGACGCGCUGUCCUCGUACGCGUUCAAGGACCAGGACCUCCUGAUCAGGGCUCUGCUGCACCCUGCAAAGGCACGGCAACUAGGCUCCAGCAUCUCCUACGAACCGCUCGACUUCAUCGGUCACUUUGCACUGCACUUCGUUCUCGCCAGGCACAUGGUGAGGAACGGCACACGAAAGGAGAAGGCGUCCAUGCACAACCUGAUGACCGAGGCGCUGCGGCAGGAGGCGUGCGCCUUCCUGGCCGCCAAGAACCAUCUGGACCUGUACGUCUUCUUGGACGACGGCCAGGAGAAACGGGCCAUGACCGAGUAUGCAACUGCGGCCAGGGCUCAGGACUAUGCGGGACGGAGUUCCCUGGCGAACCAGAAGAGUUUCCUGCACAACAUCUUCAAGUCGGUCGCCGGGGCUGUGUACGUCGACAGUGGCUACGACCCCGACGUCCUCGAACGAAUCUAUCUGCGCUUGUUCACGCCCUACUUGGACGCCCUGCCCACCACUUUCUGACCACUUGACACUCGGCGAUCAAUAAAAUGCGAGAAAUAGCUGAGAUCAUACGC
Messenger RNA from Ixodes scapularis (black-legged tick), 1384 nucleotides. RefSeq lists its product as uncharacterized. Gene Ontology annotation, molecular function: RNA binding; ribonuclease III activity; deoxyribonuclease I activity. The record is from RefSeq and is a predicted model, not a curated record. Gene Ontology annotation, biological process: siRNA processing; pre-miRNA processing; apoptotic DNA fragmentation. NCBI's taxonomy places the organism in Eukaryota, Metazoa, Arthropoda, Arachnida, Ixodida, Ixodidae. The transcript is spliced from 8 exons. The coding region runs from base 207 to 1331 and encodes 374 amino acids. Gene Ontology annotation, cellular component: cytoplasm; nucleus; RISC complex.